UAUGCUCAGCACAGGGCAUACAGAUGUAAGUUUAAUCCAGGCAACAGUGAGAGGUGAAUAUGAGGUUGCCCUUUUACUAACAUGCAGUAGUAUUGAGUCGAAUAUGCAUCAGCCAGCGUAAUUGCCGAGGCGGACCUAGAAGGAGAGAUGAAAACCUCCUGGAUCUGUGUGUCGUGUUUUAUUCUUUCAAUCUCUCUGUGUGGAUCUACGCGUUGCUACUCUUAAAGCUUGGCACCAAGAGGUGCAAUCUCUAGCACUAAGCUCAGUUUUAAAAAGGAAAUUCCAAGACUCUGAAUCUGCCUGCAAGCUUCUGAUUAAUAGAAAAAGCAAGAAGAAGACACCCGAGACAAUCGAGGAAAAACUUAGUGGAGAAUCAGCGUUUUUCUUUUUUCUUUUUUUUGUUAAUUUUAUUAUUACUUUAAAAGAAGUUGUUGCUUUAUCCACUGCAUUGUGUCAGACUUGAGUUUCAUGUCUAAAGUCUGCAGUGACUGCAGGUUUCUAUAAUGUUUUGCUUGAAUUUGGACUUCGUUUGCCAGGACUUUAUUUUCACCUGAUCAGCAAUCCAUCACCAUUUUCACACAUUUCCUUUGCCCUCCCACCUCUUGUACCUUUUGUUUUUGUUUUUUCUGCAACAUUUUGUGCUGGACAGUCACUCUAGAGACUGGGCAGUGAUUUCUUGCAGAGGCGCAGUGUGAAGCUCGAUUCUUGUGAGUGAACAGUCUCACAUUCCCAAGAGGAUCCUUGGGCUCUGCACCUCUUGGUGUUUUCCUCUCCUUAUUCAUAAAGAGGAGAGUUUAAUUAAGGAAUCUGCAGUUGGGACAGUCGGCCAGAAGCCAGAAUGCAGGUGUCAUUAGUGUGCACGGAUCAUCGUGGAGGGGUAAGCCGCAACACGGAGGACCGGCUAAAUCGACAGAAUGCCAACAGCCCCAGCACAGGCACCCGCAGCAAGUUCAGAGCAGUGGCGAUGGUGGCUCGGAGUCUUGGACAACUCUCUGUGCAGAGUGUGCCUUCCUCCAGCGAGCAAAGUGUGAAGACUGGCAUGAAGUAUAGAAACCUCGGGAAGUCGGGCUUGCGGGUAUCCUGCCUUGGAUUAGGAACAUGGGUGACGUUUGGUGGACAGAUAACAGAUGAGAUGGCAGAGCAGCUGAUGACUCUGGCCUAUGAAAAUGGCAUCAAUCUGUUUGACACAGCGGAGGUCUACGCUGCUGGCAAGGCAGAGGUGGUGCUCGGAAACAUCAUAAAGAAGAAAGGAUGGAGACGUUCGAGUUUGGUGAUAACAACAAAGAUCUUCUGGGGUGGAAAAGCGGAAACUGAAAGAGGUUUAUCCCGAAAACACAUUAUAGAAGGUUUAAAAGCCUCUUUAGAAAGACUGCAGUUAGACUACGUGGAUGUGGUUUUCGCGAACAGACCGGACCCUAAUACACCAAUGGAAGAAACGGUUCGAGCAAUGACCCAUGUGAUAAACCAAGGCAUGGCCAUGUACUGGGGGACAUCCCGCUGGAGCCCGAUGGAAAUAAUGGAAGCGUACUCUGUUGCGAGACAGUUCAACCAGAUUCCCCCCAUCUGCGAGCAGGCAGAGUACCACAUGUUCCAGAGAGAGAAAGUGGAGGUGCAGCUACCUGAGCUGUUCCAUAAGAUAGGUGUGGGGGCCAUGACGUGGUCUCCGCUGGCCUGUGGGAUCAUCUCAGGGAAAUACGAUGGCAGGGUCCCUCCCUACUCGCGGGCCUCCCUUAAGGGCUACCAGUGGUUGAAGGACAAGAUCUUGAGCGAGGAGGGCCGGCGUCAGCAGGCGAAGUUGAAAGAGCUGCAGGCAAUCGCGGAGCGGCUGGGCUGCACUCUGCCCCAACUCGCCAUCGCGUGGUGCCUACGGAACGAGGGGGUGAGCUCUGUCCUUUUAGGGGCGUCCAACACCGACCAGCUGAUGGAGAACAUAGGAGCGAUCCAGGUUCUUCCAAAGUUGUCGUCAUCCAUCACACACGAGGUGGACAGCAUCCUGGGGAACAAGCCGUACAGUAAAAAGGACUACCGCUCCUAACGCGUGGCACGGCCCCGCCCGGCAGGGCUGCACCCGGCCUGCAGCCGCAGUGCCCCACCUUUGCCUGAUCCUCUGUUUGCUUGAGCUUUUACUGAGUGAGACCCUGGCGCAUGAGUCUGGCCACACCAAGGCCACGCAGGGCACCUCAUUUAGAGUUACAGGGAUAAGAUAAGAAAAGGGGGAAAAAAUACAGUCACCUCCACUGGAAAUGACAGGAUUGACAAAGAAAGACACAAACAUGGAAAAAGAGAGGUUAGAGAUAUGCGCUCAUAUUUAAAUUAGUUAUACAUUCAAUUCAGCUGAACGUAUUUUAAAACUAUAGAGAAAAAUACAUUUAUUAAAAAAAUUAAAUAAGCACACGCUUGCUUGGCA
Molecule: messenger RNA, 2407 nt
Organism: Pundamilia nyererei
Lineage: Eukaryota; Metazoa; Chordata; Actinopteri; Cichliformes; Cichlidae
Gene: kcnab2a
Product: potassium voltage-gated channel subfamily A regulatory beta subunit 2a
Exons: 14
Coding region: 839-2035 (398 amino acids)
Biological process (GO): regulation of potassium ion transmembrane transport; potassium ion transport; regulation of action potential
Cellular component (GO): membrane; voltage-gated potassium channel complex; juxtaparanode region of axon
Molecular function (GO): transmembrane transporter binding; voltage-gated potassium channel activity; potassium channel regulator activity
Source: RefSeq, a predicted model, not a curated record